GCCGGAUUCCGGCCUGGGUCCCGCCCCGGGCGGAGGGCCCUCCAGGGCCGGGAAGACUGCGAUUCCCGGCAUGCCCUACCGGGCGCGCCUGCGUACGGGAGCUACCGAGCCGGGGAGCGGGUUGGUUUAAAGCGCUAUCUUAGUUCCUUGGAAACCAGCCCACCUGCUGCCAGACCUAGCUACAGGCAGACACAUGGACUGUGCGAUGCACAUGGAAACUGCAGUGUCCAGACCAGUCAUCUCUCCAACCCACAUCAAUGCUACAGCUUCUGAAACAUUCACAGUACUUCAGCAAAGGAUGAGAAUAGUGGAGGAACAGACCAGUUCUCUGAGGGAUGACCUGAUAAUGUUGGACUUUGGUGAAAAAAGAGGCCAGUUGGAAACUCCAGAAUGUUUAGAACAGCCUGUGAGCCAGAGCAUCAUUAGUCCUAUCCAGAAGGAAAUAAUUUGUUCAGGAAAAACAGAUAUUUUAUGGAAGAACUGUGAGUUUCUGGUAAAUCGCAUGUGCCGUCUAGAAAGCCUCAUCCAGUCCUUGAAGAUGAACAUCUUUCGUCUGCAAACUGAAAAGGAACUGAAUCCACAAAAAACAGCUUUUCUGAAGGAUCGACUGAAUACUAUACAGGAGGAACAUUCCAGGGACCUGAAGCUAUUGCAACUGGAAGUGAUGAAUUUGCGCCAGCAAUUACGAGAUGUAAAGGAGGAAGAAGACAAGGCACAAGAUGAGAAGAAUGCAGCCAUUAUUGAAGAGGAACUGAAGAUCACAAAACGUAAAAUGAACCUUAAAAUUCAGGAGCUAAGGAGACAGCUGUCUCAGGAGAAGCACCUAAGGGAAACCCUUGAGAAAUCUGGAUCAGCCAUGCUGCUUAAGAUACAAGAAAUGGCAUCAACAGUAGAGAUGGAAAGGAAGCAGGUGCAAAUUUUGCAGCAAAACUGCAUUGCCCUACGCAAUUCUAUUCAGACCACCCAAGAACUCCUGGCACAGGAGCAACAGCAGAAAGGAGAGUUGGAGACUGCUACCUCACAGCUUAAGUCUAAUCUAGUUUCUAGAGAUGACCUCAUUUCCAAGUUGGUUGAAGAAAAUAAGAAUCUGCAGAUGUCUUUCAGUAAAGAACAUGAGGAAAAUGCAUAUUUGAGGUCUGAAAUAAUGUCACUUCAUGAAGUAUCAGAAAAAGCACAGGCUUUGAAUGAGCAACUGACUAGAAACUGUUCAGAGCUGAAUAGCAUGCUUCAGACUGUUAGAAUGGAAAAUACUAGAAUCAUUGCUAACCAUCAAGCCAUUCUGCAGGAAGAACAGAAAAUGAUGACAAAGACAUUUCAAGAACAAAACUUACUGCUGGAUGCAGCCCAUGCCAGUAUCACAAGUGAGCUACAGACUGUUCAGAAUGAGAAAACACAACUCCAAGUGCAUUUGGACCAUUUAAUCCUUGAACAUAACCAGUGUACCCAGAAAGCACAGGAUGCUGAGAAGAGGACAGCCAUGCAAAAAGAGCUGCUAGAGUCAACUAUUGUGAGAUUGCGAGAUGAACUGGAAGCAUCAAUGCAAGAGAAGAAUUCUCUGCUAGAGGAGAAAGAAAGACUUCAAAGCAAGGUUAAUAAAGCAGAAAAAGAAGUAGCACAAGAAAAAAGCAAUUUGGAAGAGGAAUUAGCUAAAAACAAGGUAGACAUAAAUGCAUUAACCCACAACCUUCAGGCUCUAGAGGAGAAGAAUAAGCAACUGGCAGAUCAAAUGGCUUCCCUAGAACUUGAGCAAGCAACUUCAGAUUACCAUUGGCUUGCCCAACAACAAGUGGAAAAUGUCUUGGGAAAAAUUACGGACAGUAAAAAUAAACUGGCCUAUGAAAAGGGGAAACUCCAGAUAAAAGUUAAACAGCUAGAAGAACAACUACAUUCUUUUACUGAAACCAGUUCACAGAAUGACCAUCUACGCAAGUUGAAUAAGGCACUGGAGGGAAAAUAUGCUCAGGUGAAAUCCAUUCUUGAAAAGAAUGAAGAGGAGCUCUCACGAGUGGUGAAGGGUCGUGAUGCAGCCCUGAAAGAGAGUCAGAAGUUGAAAGGGGACCUUGAGGCCUUGGAGGACAGGGAGAACAAGAAGGUGGGGAACUUUCAGCGACAACUGGCAGAGGCUAAAGAAGACAACUGCAAAGUUACAAUCAUGUUGGAGAAUGUGUUGGCUUCUCACAGUAAGAUGCAAGGUGCUCUGGAAAAGGUGCAAAUAGAGCUUGGGCGGAGGGAUUCAGAGAUUGCAGGCCUCAAGAAAGAAAGGGCUCUAAAUCAACAGCGGGUGCAAAAGCUGGAAGCAGAAGUGGAUCAGUGGCAGGCCAGAAUGCUUGUGGUGGAUGCCCAGCACAACAGUGAGAUGGAGCCUCUGCAGAAAGCUCUAGACAUUGCUAGAGAAGACAACAGGAAAAUGGCUAUGAGCCUGGAGCAAGCUCUCCAGACAAAUAAUCAUCUGCAAACAAAGCUUGAUCAUGUUCAAGAGAAAUUGGAAAACAAAGAACUAGAGCUACAGAAUUUGGAAACCUUCAAAGAACGGAUGAAUGAAGAAUCCAAAAUGGAAGCAGAAUUGCAUGCUGAACGCAUAGAAGCUCUAAGAAAGCAAUUUCAAACUGAGAGAGAAACAGCAAAGAAAGCUGCACAACGAGAAAUGACAGAGCUGAAGAAAGCCCUUGAUGAAGCCAACUUCAGAUCCGUGGAAGUAUCCCGAACCAACCGAGAGCUGCGGCAGAAACUCACAGAGCUAGAAAAGAUGCUGAACAGCAGCAAGGAGAAAAUAAAGAAUCAAAAGGCCCAAAUUAAGCUCCACUUGUCAGCUAAGGCGAAUAAUGUUCAAAAUAUGGAGAGGAUGAAGCAAAUAGAAACAGAAUUGAGGCAAAUGGAGCUAAUUAAGGAUCAAUAUCAGAAAAAAAACUAUGAACAGUCACUGAGUAUCCAGAAAUUUGUAUCUGAAAUGACUAACCUACAGAAGGAGAUGCAGUUGUUGGCCAAGAGCCAAUAUGAUACCUCAGCACGGAAUAAACAGCAAGAGCUACGACUUGAAUUAGAGCGGAAAGUAAGGCAAGAGCUGGAGCAUCGGUGCCAGGAAUUGGAAGAAACUAUCAGACACCUGAAGAAAUGUAAAGAGGCAACAGAGAAUAAACUGAAAGAAGCCAGUGUGGAAUCAGAACAGAUAACAGCUAACCUGGAGGAAGCUCACCGCUGGUUUAAGUGCAGGUUCGAUGGGCUACAACUUGAGCUGACCAAAAACCGGUUGCAGAGGCUUCCCCGGGAAGACAGGUGGCUGGAAGAGGACCAAGAUAAAAGCCACGAUAGCAUGUCCAGCCAGUCUGCUCUACAUCGAUGGGAGAAUAAACAGAAUCUUAGGCUUGUGCCCAAGAAGUGUCACUCUGAAUUAGAGAAAAAGUGAUAUCCUUGACAGAGGAGCUGCUUCUUCACCAUGGUUCCCUGGCCCCAGCAACUAGGGCUGGCCUGUUUCCACAGUCAUCAGAACAUGAAGUCUUUGAUGUGGACUGAAGAUUUUGGACCUGAGUUUAUGCUUUUAUGAACUCUUUGAUAUCAGUACAGAACUACCCCAUCUUUUUUGUCUCUUUCCCCAUUUUUCACCCAAUAAAUUUAUAUUGUGUUAUAGGAGA
Molecule: messenger RNA, 3629 nt
Organism: Phacochoerus africanus (Common warthog)
Lineage: Eukaryota; Metazoa; Chordata; Mammalia; Artiodactyla; Suidae
Gene: CCDC150
Product: coiled-coil domain containing 150
Exons: 27
Coding region: 194-3403 (1069 amino acids)
Source: RefSeq, a predicted model, not a curated record